AUGGCGCCCAAAGAGCCAACCCGCGCCCAACUUUCCUCAAAACUAUCAUACCAACAACACACUCCCUCUUUCUUGCUCAAACUACAAAACCGAGUUGCAGGAAUUCCAGACGAGGAUGAGGAAGAAGACCAAGAUCCCGAAUUCGAAUAUGUUGACUCUGGGCGCCCACCCAUUCCAAAACGUCCUGCCAUCCCCGAACGACCUGCAGAAGAUCCAGGAAGCGCUGAUGAAGAUGAUGGGGACGAGAAACCGCAAGUUGUCGUUCUCAGAAAAGGGAAGCACCUGACGGAACGUGAGGCGGAGAACGUUAGACGAAGUGAGAAAGGAUUACCGCCAUUACCCGAUCCACAAGAUGUCGUUGCCAAGCUGCAGCCUCCUGGAGGCCCAUCCAAGGAUUCCGCAACGGCGAAGCCCCAGCAACAGGGUCUAUCAUUCUCAUCAUCGUCCAAGACCAAGACAUCAACUGGUAAGCGGAAAGCUAUCGGACAGCCUGAAGAAGAAGAAAAAGGCAACAGCAACAAGGACAAGAAAGGCUCUGUCAAGAAGAAAGCGAAAAAACCAAGCAAAACGCUUCUGUCGUUUGGUGAUGAUGCUUGA
Molecule: messenger RNA, 597 nt
Organism: Laccaria bicolor S238N-H82
Lineage: Eukaryota; Fungi; Basidiomycota; Agaricomycetes; Agaricales; Hydnangiaceae
Exons: 2
Coding region: 1-597 (198 amino acids)
Source: RefSeq, a predicted model, not a curated record